This is a messenger RNA of Cephus cinctus (wheat stem sawfly), 3936 nucleotides long. It is a transcript of the gene Nhe2, whose product is annotated as probable Na(+)/H(+) antiporter nhx-9. Lineage: Eukaryota; Metazoa; Arthropoda; Insecta; Hymenoptera; Cephidae. The record is from RefSeq and is a predicted model, not a curated record. Gene Ontology annotation, biological process: regulation of pH; sodium ion transport; proton transmembrane transport. Bases 311 to 3298 code for a protein of 995 amino acids. Gene Ontology annotation, cellular component: membrane. Gene Ontology annotation, molecular function: sodium:proton antiporter activity. The transcript has 17 exons.
GUGUUAGUAACGACGCAACCUCGGCAUCUACGCUCGUACUGGCGUCGUUUUCUCGCAGUUUAUCGAACGUGGCUUCAUUCCGCGAUGGGAAGCCAUGAACACGUUUAUCAAACGUCGAGACUGUUUUCCUCAUCGUGAUCCUUGUUACACGUUGAGAAUCAACCAGAGGCUAACCGAGCCUUGACAGAUGCGAGGUUAAGCCAUUGGGGAGUGGGUACGAGCAACCCCCGAGGAAGACAGAGCGAGAAAGACAAAGGAAAAACAAACCGUAAAAAUCAUCUAAAAAAGAAGAAGGAAUUCACUACUAGUCAUGGAUUUCAAUCUACUCACUGCUAUCAUCUGUCUAUUCUCUAUCAAUCUCGUUCACGUCGAUGCCAGUUCCUAUGAAGUUAAACAAGAACCGCCUGGACAUGUCGACACUGGGGAAAACUCGAUGCACGGACCAAUCGUGGAUAAUCAGGAUUUACCUACAGAUCUACAAAAACCAUAUCCUGGCAAGAGUUUUGGGCCUAUGGGACCGAUCGAGAGAACUGUCUCUGAUGAUAUAGCUGGAAGAGGUAAUGAUGAAAAUCUCAAGGGAGUCGUCAAAGACGGUUAUCCCGUGUUAUCAUCGACAUCCUCGACAAAACCACUUCGAGAAUACGAAGUUCUUAGUGUCGAAUUCCAACGCGUCGAGACACCAUUUAUUAUCGGAAUAUGGAUAUUUUUUGCCAGCCUCGCCAAGAUCGGCUUUCACAUGACGCCGAAGCUCAGCAAAAUCUUCCCCGAGUCUUGCCUCCUGAUCGUCGUCGGCGUCGUCGUCGGAGUUUUGCUCUUCCAGGCAGACAGCGUCCACGUAUCACCUUUGACGCCUGACACCUUCUUCCUGUACAUGCUACCGCCGAUAAUCUUAGAUGCUGGUUACUUUAUGCCAAACAGAUUAUUUUUCGACCACCUCGGCACUAUACUGCUCUUCGCUGUUCUUGGGACUAUAUUUAAUACCCUUUCGAUAGGCGCUUCCUUAUGGGUUCUUGGAAAAAGUGGUCUCUUUCGCUGCGAGACUCCUUUACUGGAUAUGUUCCUCUUCUCGGCUUUGAUCAGCGCAGUCGAUCCGGUUGCCGUUUUGGCAGUUUUUGAAGAAAUCCAUGUCAACGAGAUAUUAUAUAUUGUCGUCUUUGGCGAGAGUUUACUCAAUGACGCUGUCACUGUCGUUUUAUAUCACAUGUUCGAGACUUAUAGCGAAAUGGGACCCUCCAGAAUUACCUAUACCGAUAUAUUGUCCGGUCUGGCCUCCUUUGUGGUUGUCGCCAUUGGUGGUACGAUUAUCGGAGUGAUAUGGGGAUUCGCGACUGGUUUCGUAACAAGAUUUACAGACGAGGUCCGUGUUAUCGAACCCAUCUUUAUAUUCGUUAUGGCUUACUUGGCUUAUCUCAAUGCUGAGAUAUUUCACAUGUCUGGCAUAUUAGCGAUCACUUUCUGUGGCAUCACCAUGAAGAAUUACGUCGAGGCAAAUAUAUCGCACAAAUCUCAUACAACUGUCAAGUACACCAUGAAAAUGCUGUCGAGCAGUUCUGAAACAAUUAUCUUCAUGUUCCUUGGUGUCGCCACUGUUAAUAAUGCUCAUGUCUGGAACACGUGGUUCGUCCUUAUGACAAUUUUCUUCUGUUCCGUCUAUCGUAUCAUAGGCGUUAUCGUUCUGACUGCUCUGGCCAAUCAAUUCAGGCUUCAUAAACUUGAUAAGGUCGAAAAGUUUGUCAUGUCCUACGGUGGCUUAAGAGGUGCAGUGGCCUUUGCUCUGGUUCUAUUAAUCGAUCCAAAACACGUGCCACUUCAGCCGAUGUUCGUUACAACGACCAUUGCUGUUAUAUACUUCACUGUUUUUAUCCAAGGUAUCACCAUUAAACCUCUGGUGAAGAUAUUGAACGUAAAAAGAGCAGAGAAAAGGAAGCCAACGAUGAACGAGAGGAUUCACGAAAGGAUCAUGGAUCACAUAAUGGCCGGUAUCGAGGAUAUCGUUGGAAAACAUGGAAAUUAUCAUGUUAGAGACAAAUUCAAACGAUUUGACAACAAAUUUAUUCGACCCUUUCUCGUGCGUGAUCAUCGCGGUGCGGAGCCUAAAAUUUUGGAAACUUACUCAAAGUUAGCUAUGAAGGACGCACUCGAUUAUAUAAGAAGAAAUGCAUCCACUAUCGGCAAUAUAAGCGGUACCGAGAGUAUGUCUGCCAUAUUCCGAAAUUACAGUAAUACUGGCCAAUUUAAUGGAAGUCCGAGCUGCAGCCAACUCGAGUCCGGCUGGAAUAUCGAUCUUCAAGAAUUGGAGUAUAAUCCAUCGAAAAGGGACCUGACGGAUGCUAGAAUACAUCAUCUUCUGGCAGAGGAGCUUUGCAAGCCCUAUAAGCGCCAUCGACGUUUGAGUUAUAGUCGGCACGCCGUAAAUGAUAGAGAUCUGUCGACUCAGGUCAACUACAAGAUGCACAUGAAUAUUAGGAGAAUGAUGGGCGAGCACAAACAUCGUCAUAAACGCAGCAAAAAAUUGGCCAAGGAUGGAAAGCAGAAUCACGUAAGCUUCCCGGAAUUUCAACAAAAUGGCAGCACAAAGCUUUUCUCGCAAGACUAUAUGAACGACGUGUUGUUCGAAUCUGAAAAUGGGGAGACAGGUAAACCUAAUAAGGAGGACUGGGAGUCCGCCAUUACUUUUACAGCCAGAACUUCAGACUCGGGUAAUCAAGAGACGCAACCUAGUUUAGUUCGAAUUCCCCAAAGAGAAUCAGAAGGGGAAUGCUUCAGGGUAACUACCCCAACGGCUACGGAAACCAUGCUACCCUGGAAGAGGGAAGAUGAUUACGAUUCAGGAAAACCAAUACAGCAGAAUGAAUUCCCCGCGUGGUGUUCGAACAAGGAGUACCUUGCCUACAGUUCACCAUCCGCGACCUUUCUAGGUGGAAUCGAGCAACCUAAGUUCCAAUCAGUGAUUGGUCUCUUCCGCAGGGACAGUGCUACGUCACCCAGUGGGAUUGGAUCCCAGGAUGGAGAAGAAGACAGCGAUAAGUCGAGGACGUUGCAGAACGAACAAAAUUAUUCUCCGUUAAGAGACUCGGAAACCUCGAGGCGAUCACCAAGACGCGGAUCCAUGAUGGAACUGGGCUCCAUCGAUUCGAUAUCCAAAGAAAAGAGUAACAAUGGCUCCCACUCUUUACCGGAAUGUUGGAAUGCGCAGAGGCUUCGUCUGACUCCAUUCGCUUCCUCAUCGAAGAAGCCCAGCCUCUCGACCGCACUUAUAACGUCUUCCUCGGAGUCCUCCGACUUCGAAGAGGAUUAACGAUCGCUUGAAUCAGCUUCCUCAGACUAGACGAUCACGAGCUCACAAGAUUGUCAGUGACGUCCAACAAGUUUACCUGACGAAGAAUGCUAUUUUUUCACCGAUCCAACGACUCCUGGGGAUUUGACGAUCCCGAGGAUGCUCGAAGAAACAUAGAACCAUUUUGUGGAAUUGGAAUUUGGGCAAUGAGUGAAUGCAAGAGUGAAAGAUUUGUUAGAGAGUGCGGAGUGUGUCAAGAAGUGUCUUUGAAGAUCAAUAUGAUGAUGAUGAUGAGGGUGAGGAUUACAAGGGCCUAGGAGAGAUAUUCUACCCUAGGUAGAAAUUGUUCCUUGGCAUUAAAAUGGCCCCUUACCACUCUGGUGACCCCUACCGGAACGAUGUUUCUUCGAUUGGUCGAUUGUCCAAUAGCGUGACUUUCCGAUAGAGAAUAAAGUGAUGACCUAGACAACCAUCAGCAAAAUAUAUCAAGAGUUACUCAACAUGGUCGUCACGGUUUCAUGGCACAGGAUGAUUUUAUCUGAUCUUAGAAAUACGUAGACCGGCAUAAGUACAUCGUAAGCGGCGAAAGGUGGUCUUAGACUAUAGUUCAGACUGUACAUUGUUGAUUUGUUAAAUAAAUGUUUAUUUCAUAAAAAAAA